AGACGCGGAAGGCUGCUUCCGCGGAUAAAGUUUGUGACAUUAGUGUGCGGAAUAGAGAAGGUUCUGUCUCUCCUUCGGCCCAGAUUUCGUUAGGUGCACAACUGUCGAGGACUGAUUCUUAUUUCAGUGAAUUUAGAGGAUUUCAAUGGAUAUUAUAAGGGGAAAUUUAGAUGGAAUUUCACGACCAGCAUCAAAUUCAAGAAUUCAUCCUGAGAGCAGAAGUUCAAGUGCUUCUUUGGAAAUUCUGACACCAGAACCAAUGUCUGUUAAGGUUGAUACUUCAAUCAACUUGAACAGUAGUGGCCAGCAGAGCAAUAGAGAAAAUUACAAUUUCAGGGAAAGUAGCAGCAUUAAUGAUGUUUCCAAAACAAAAGAAUCAGACCUUCAACUUCAGGAAGCUGUUAAAAAGAUGAAGAGACUUGAUAAACUAUUGGUGGAGAAACAAUUUAAAGAAAAAGAAAUUAAAAAGCAAGGCCAAGAAAUGAGAACAAAACUGUGGGAAGGACUUCGGGAGAAAACAUCUAAGACUAUCAAAAAUUUUGAUGCCAUACAGAGCAAUGAGGAGAUAGAAAAUACCAAAAAGUUUGUGACUUUGACCACCUCUUCAGAAGGGACAACUGAUUCUUUUGACGUGGAACAAGAGGAACCCUUCGUUUCUGUGUUUCACACGCAAAUUCCUCCUGAAGAGUAUGAAAACUGUAUUGAGCAAGCAAGGCAAGAGUCUGUAUGUCAAAGUGAAGGUAAUAAAUCAUUGAUCAAACCAGAAAAGAAGUCACAGAGAGAAAAUUAUGGUGAACUCAAGGGUAAAAAAAAUCAGGAUUUCAUUAAGAGAAAUAUAGAGCUGGCCAAGGACUCAAAAAGUUCAGUCUUUAUGAUGGAUAAAGAAAAACGAAGACUGGUUGAAUUACUAAAGGAUAUAGACAAUGGAGAAGAUACACUUCCAAGUACUGAGGACAGUGAAUCUGCCUGGCUUAUGCCAGAAAAAGGAUAUAUGUCUGCAGCACAUAGAGAACGUGAGCAACUAGCUCAGAUAGAUUCCAAACUGCAAGAACGAUUCUUUUUAACUUCCUUGGAGUUAUCCAGUGAUUUUUCAGGAGUGAACAAUCAGACUCAUCAGCAGGAAACUGUUCUUAAUGAUGACACACAAGUGAAAGUGACUCCAGGGGAUAAGGCACUUCGAAACACCAAAGAGCAGCGGUAUGAAAAAAAUCGGCUCAAAGAGAUAGAUCAGCAGCUGAGAGAGUUGGAGGAAGAUAUUGUGAAAACACCAAGAAUUCUGUCCGAGGAACAGCUGAAGACCCUUCUAGAGGAAUGCGUAUUGGAACAAAGAUCAGAAAAAGAGAGCAGAGAUGCUGAUGGAAUACAGCCUGAAUCCAUCCAGCCUUCCAGAUCCUUCAUCUCUCAGUUGCUAAAUAUGUCACCAGCUCUCAGCUGUCCUCAGGUUGAGAAUGAAAAUACCCUUGAAAACAGAGAUUGUGAAAUGCCUGGCUAUUAUCUUACCAAAGCAUUGGGUGGCCAACAUCCCAUAGCAGAAUUUUUGGUAACUGAGACAAAGGAAGAGGAGAGCCCCAGGCCUUCAGGGGUUGUAGCUACUAGUGAAGUAGGUUACUUUAUGUCGAAAACCCUGGGCAUUGGAAGGCUGAAGAGGCCUUCUUUCUUGGAUGAUCCUUUAUACUGUAUCAGCGUGGACAGUAGCCCAUCACCUGAAGAUGAGCAUCUGAAACUGAUUGAUUGUCCCACUGAAAGUGCAUCAAAGCCUGAUGGAUUAACUAUAGAAGACAAGACAGAAGAGGAAGACAGAGACUCCUGA
Molecule: messenger RNA, 1810 nt
Organism: Dromiciops gliroides (monito del monte)
Lineage: Eukaryota; Metazoa; Chordata; Mammalia; Microbiotheria; Microbiotheriidae
Gene: FSIP1
Product: fibrous sheath interacting protein 1
Exons: 13
Coding region: 146-1810 (554 amino acids)
Source: RefSeq, a predicted model, not a curated record